UGGAAUAUGUUCCUCUACUUGGAAGAAAUGGAACAAAGGGGGAUCGGAGCACGGAGAGAGCUGCGGAACUGGUUCGUCUUUGUGUUCAUUUUGGAGGUUCUGUGGACCGGAGCCUCCGCUCAGAUCCGAUAUUCCGUUCAAGAGGAGGUGCAAGUGGGAACUGUGGUGGGAAACCUAGCGAAGGAUUUAGGCCUCGAUAAGAGUGCGCUGAAAGAGAGAGGAUACCGCGUCGUCACCGGGUCCAGCGAUCCGUUCUUUCAGCUGAAUCAAGACGACGGGAUCUUAUAUGUGAAAAAGACAAUAGACAGGGAGGAGGUGUGCGAACGCAGCGUUCCGUGUUUGAUCAACCUGAAAACCAUGCUGGACAACCCGCUAGAGAUCCACUACGUGACUGUGGAAAUACUGGAUAUUAAUGAUAACUCGCCCGUUUUUCUAGAAAAAGAAAAACAUCUAGAAAUAUCCGAGUCAGCUUUACCAGGAGCAAGAUUUCAACUUCAGGCAGCGAAGGAUCACGAUGUUGGUCAAUAUUCCGUUCAUCAAUAUAAACUCAGUCACAACGAGCUUUUUAGAAUAGAAGUGAAAGAUCGUGGUGAAGAUCACAAGGUGCCGUUUUUAAUCCUUCAAAAGCAGUUAGACAGAGAGACGGUAGCUCAACACAAGCUGCGUCUGACCGCAGUUGAUGGAGGGAAACCAGCGAAUUCAGGCUCAAUAGAUAUAAUUAUUAAUGUGCUGGAUGUGAACGACAAUUCACCAGUGUUCAGUAAAGAUGACUCCGUGACUAUUAAUGAAAACGUACCAGCGGGAACAGUCGUCAUUCAAGUGAACGCUACAGACCUGGAUGACGGCGCAAAUGGAGAGGUGGUUUAUUCAUUUGGUGAUGAGGUUGAUGCUAAAUUGAUGGAGUUAUUUGAAAUUGAGCCUGUCACUGGAGAAAUAAAAGUUAAGGGUCAAAUUGAUUUUGAAAAGAGGAGAAAAUAUGAAAUAGAUAUUAAGGCUUCAGACAAAGGAUCAGUUCCUUUAACAGCGGAUAAAAGUGUGAUUAUAAAUGUAGUCGAUGUCAAUGAUAACGCUCCUGAGAUAGAAGUCACGUCGCUAUUCACCUCCAUCAAGGAGGAUUCAAAGACUGGAACAACUGUGGCUCUGAUCAGUGUGAGAGAUUUAGACUCAGGUUUGAAUGGAAAAGUCACGUGUUCAAUCAACCAAAAUAGUCCUUUCAUGUUGUCUCCCUCAUUACAAGAAAACAUGUAUGCAGUAGUGACCAAGUCGCACUUGGACCGAGAAAUUAUUUCUAACUAUGACGUCACUAUAACGGCACAUGAUGCAGGCAAACCGUCAUUUUCAGCUAAAAAGACCAUCAAUGUUGUUGUGUCAGAUGUGAACGACAACAGUCCAGAGUUUUCACUGACACCCUACACUUUUUACUUAAAUGAGGACAACAACCCUGGAGCUUCAGUGUUUUCUGUGAAAGCCUCUGACAAGGAUGAAGGCGAUAAUGCUUUAAUAUCAUAUCACAUUUCAAGGGAUGCAAAUGUCGACAAUAAGUUAGUAUCCUUUCUAAAUAUGAACCCUGAGACUGGAGUGAUCACUGCGCUGAAAAGCUUUGACUUUGAGACGGUGAAGAGUUUCCAGUUCCAAGUUGUGGCCACAGAUUCUGGAAGUCCGUCACUGAGCAGCAACGCGACAGUGAACGUGUUCAUCCUGGAUCAGAACGACAACCCUCCAGUCAUCCUGUAUCCAGUCAACUCCAACGGUUCUGCUGAAGGUGUGGAGGAGAUUCCCCGCAAUGUGAACGCAGGACACUUGGUGACUAAAGUCAGAGCUUAUGACGCUGAUGUAGGUUACAACGGCUGGUUACUGUUUUCACUGCAGCAAGUUUCUGACCACAGCCUCUUUGGUUUGGACCGCUAUACGGGACAGAUCAGAACUCUCCGCUCGUUCACAGAGACAGACGAGGCGGAACAUAAACUGGUCAUACUGGUCAAAGACAAUGGGAACGUGUCUCUCUCAGCAACAGCUACUGUGCUGGUCAAAGUUGUGGAGCCCAAAGAGGCUUUUGCUGCUUCUGAUGUGAAAAGCUCAGCAAAAGUGGAUGAGGACACGGAUGUGACUUUUUACCUGAUGAUCACUUUGGGCUCAGUUUCAGUCCUUUUCAUCAUCAGCAUCAUCGUGUUGAUCGCAAUGCAGUGCUCCAAAUCCACAGACUACACUUCUAAAUAUCUCCAAGAGACCAACUAUGAUGGAACUCUGUGCCACAGCAUCCAGUACAGAUCUGGAGACAAGCGCUACAUGCUAGUUGGACCCAGAAUGAGUAUUGGAUCUACUAUAGUUCCUGGCAGCCAUGCCAACACUCUGGUGCUGCCUGACAGGAGGAGGCCUUCUGAAGAGGUAGGAUGGUGCUCUGAAUUUCUCUCAAUGCUGUCUGAAUAAGGAUGAUCGCUGUCCUUGGUGCUGAAUUGUCCCUGCUUGUCCCCCAUGCUCGUCACUUGCUACUAAAGUUGAUCAUCAACAUUUCCAAAUGACUGAAUUUUCUUGGUGAUAUUAUUCUGGCUAAUUUUAUGCUGUGUGUUGGGUUCUAAAAAACUGAGGCUCUGAAGUGAUGAUCGUUUUUCCACUUGCUGAUGCAAUUGUGAGACAUACUGUUGGUAUUGUUACGACUUUUAGGUAUUAUAUUUAGCAGUCAUAGUCACAGUAGUUAGUAGUAGACAGCUAUGUUGUCGGGGGCGUUAUGCCCCUGGUAGGGUCUCCCAUGGCAAACAGGUCCUGGGUGACGGGUCAGACUAAGAGCAGUUCAGAAGCCCCGAUGAAAAAGACUACAUCAAGGACCGUGACGUUGCCCGGCAUGGCGCAGCCGGGGCCCCACCCUGGAGCCAGGCCUGGGGUUUCGGCUCGAAUGCGAGCGCCUGGUGGCCGGGCCUCUGCCCAUGGGGCCCGGCCGGGCCAAGCCCGAACGAACGACAUGGGCCGUCCCUCCUGCGGACCCACCACCCACAGAGGGAGUCAUAGGGGUCGGGUGCAAAGAGAACUAGGUGGCAGUCAAGGUUGGGGGGCCCGACGCCCUGGUUCGUGUUGACAUUCUCUGGCUCUUGUUGACUGGAAUAAGGUGGUUUGCUCUCUCCGGGUCGGAGGAGAGUUCUUGCCCCAAGCGGUGGAGUUUAAGUAUCUCGGGGUCUUGUUCUCGAGUGAAGGAAAAGGGGAGCGUGAAAUUGAUAGAUCGGUCGGUGCAGCGGCAGCAGUGAUGCGGUCGCUGUAUCGGACCGUCGUGGUGAAGAGGGAGCUGAGUCACAAGACGAAGCUCUCGAUUUACCCAUCGAUCUACGUUCCCACCCUCACCUAUGGUCACGAGCUUUGGGUAAUGACCGAAAGGAUGAGAUCGCGGAUACAAGCGGCUGAAAUGAGUUUCCUCCGCAGGGUGGCUGGGCGCACCCUUAGAGAUAGGGUGAGGAGUUCGGUCAUCCGGGAGGAGCUCGGGGUGGAGCCGCUGCUC
This is a messenger RNA of Synchiropus splendidus (mandarinfish), 3484 nucleotides long. Its product is annotated as protocadherin alpha-8-like. The coding region runs from base 7 to 2427 and encodes 806 amino acids. Gene Ontology annotation, molecular function: calcium ion binding. Gene Ontology annotation, cellular component: plasma membrane. The transcript has a single exon. NCBI's taxonomy places the organism in Eukaryota, Metazoa, Chordata, Actinopteri, Syngnathiformes, Callionymidae. Gene Ontology annotation, biological process: homophilic cell-cell adhesion. The record is from RefSeq and is a predicted model, not a curated record.